Molecule: messenger RNA, 1371 nt
Organism: Synchytrium microbalum
Lineage: Eukaryota; Fungi; Chytridiomycota; Chytridiomycetes; Synchytriales; Synchytriaceae
Product: dihydroorotate dehydrogenase (quinone)
Exons: 2
Coding region: 1-1371 (456 amino acids)
Biological process (GO): pyrimidine ribonucleotide biosynthetic process; 'de novo' pyrimidine nucleobase biosynthetic process
Cellular component (GO): cytoplasm; mitochondrial inner membrane
Molecular function (GO): dihydroorotate dehydrogenase activity
Source: RefSeq, a predicted model, not a curated record
AUGCAUGCCAUAUUAAGGGGCCGUAUUUUAGGGGUGGCAUGCCAGUCUAGCAAGCACCUUUUAUCAAGCCCAACACCGAUAAACCCACGAACAGCACUACAACCAAUAAUAAAAGCGAGUAGACGCCAUCAAUCGACCUCAUCAGGAGCUCCCGACCUGUCAUCCAUUACCACCCCACUACGAUAUGCUGCAUUUAUAAUAGCUGGCACUUUCUUUAUAUCCUACUCUCUCGACCCAAGAGCAAACAUUCACAAACAUGUUUGGAUGCCAAUCAUCCAUUUCGCAAUCCCCGAUGCCGAGGACUCGCAUAAACUAGCCAUAUGGCUCGCACACCAUGGAAUAUCGCCACGUGAUACGAAAGCAGACCAUCCAAGUCUGUCCACUUCGCUGUUUGGUAAAAAGAUGCUGGUGAGUAACCCAAUAGGACUCGCGGCUGGAUUUGACAAGAAUGGGGAGGCUAUAGAUGGAAUGUUAAAUCUGGGAUUUGGAAUGGUCGAGAUUGGAUCAGUCACUCCGCUACCACAGAACGGGAAUGCAAAACCUAGAAUGUUUAGAUUGCCAAACGAUCAGGCGGUAAUCAAUCGAUAUGGAUUUAAUUCAGAGGGGAUGCUCGCUGUUAUAGAACACUUACGAGCCCGUAUGAGAUGGUAUAGACAUCCUAAAUCCGAUACAUCAGUCCCGAAAUCUCUAAGACCAGGUCACUUGUUGGGUAUCAACCUCGGCAAAAACAAACUAUCACCAGCCGAUUCAAACCAGGAUUAUAUUGAUGGUGUACAGCAGCUAGGACAAUAUGCAGAUUAUCUUGUAGUUAACGUCUCGUCGCCAAACACUCCUGGACUACGAGCUCUUCAAAAGAGAGAGAUACUGGAAACGCUCUUGUCGGAUGUUAAAAAGGCUCGCGAUGAUUCAUUCAGUAAACAGGGGCCACCCAUACUCGUAAAGAUUGCUCCCGAUUUGAGUGAUGAGGAGGUGCAAGAUGUAGCUGAUUGUAUCAAAAAGGUGGGGAUUGACGGUGUAAUUAUAUCAAACACUACAAUCUCACGUCCUGGCUCUCUCAAAUCACCCCGUCAAUUGGUAAACGAACAAGGAGGACUAUCGGGAGCACCAGUACAACCACUAGCUCUAUCAAUGGUCAAGAAAAUGUAUAAACUGCUUCCAAAAGACAUUCCCAUUAUCGGGUGUGGUGGAAUAUCCACUGCUGACGACGCCAUCAAGUUUGCAAAAGCAGGUGCAUCUGCAGUACAGACCUAUACAAGUCUGGGAUAUCAAGGCCCGGGCCUUGUUGCAUCCAUUAAAGAUGAUUUAGUCGCUAAACUGGAUGGUAAAAAAUGGAGUGAUAUCGUUGGUAUAGAUCACCAAACAAUAGAAUAA